AUGGCCUUCCAAUGCGGUCCUUGCGGUCGUUCAUUCAAGACUGACGCAGGCUUGCAGCAGCAUUGGCAAACUGCAGGCGACCAUAAGAAGACGAGUCGCCUCUGCAAUCUCUGCAAUCGCUGGACACCUAACGAAGAGGCCUACAAGCAGCACUUGUUGGAUCCGAAAUACCAUAACAAAUGCACCAUUUGUAACACAACUUUCCCAUCGAGCAAAGCUAGCCUCGACAAGCAUAUGAUGGAAGCUCAUCGCCGAUGCCCCAUCAACAACUGCAUGAAGAUAUUCCAGCCCCAUCAGCUAAGCGACCACAUGCAUUAUGCUCAUAUGCACUGUGGCAAGUGCAACAAGACCUUCCCGACGGAGGCUGAAUUCCAGACGUGUGGUGUCGAUUUCCUCAAUGACGAGGGAUUCCGGGAGCAUUGCAAGGCAAACCACUUUUCCUGCUCCAAGUGCAACAUGGUCUUCAUGACAAAGGAGACUCACACUCGCCACCUGCAGACGAGCAGUGUUCACUAUUUCUGCAACAAGUGCUCUAUCGAGUACAACUCGCCUCAUACGCUGAUGGCCCACUACGGACUGCCGAAGACUUGGGCAAGCGGAGUCCAGCACCACUACUGCGCGCAGUGCUUUGCCGAGUUCGAGAACGCAGAGGGUUUGAAGAACCACUACUUCAACUCAAGCAUCCACCACUACUGCAUCCUGUGUAAUAAGAACUUCACAGACGCGGCAGCGCUGAAGAACCACCUGCAGGCGAAGCAGAUCUCCCACCACUACUGCGGGAUCUGCAACGUGCCCUUCCGCACCGAGAAGGAGCACUCCCUGCACUACAUGCAGAACCCGGCGACGCACUCCUACUGCCAGCCCUGCCGCCAGAAGUUCCCGACGCACGCCGCGCUCGCCGCGCACAAGCUGCAGAGCCCCGCGCACCACUACUGCAAGGACUGCGACGCCGACUACGAGGAGCGGGAGAUCCUCGUCUUCCACCUGAAGAAGAAGCACAACUUCUGCGAGGCCUGCGACCGCUUCUUCGCGACGCCCGCCGCGGCGGAGCAGCACGUGCGCGAGGGCGCCAACGGCAACCACCACUACUGCGGCGACUGCGAGAAGGAGUUCGCCGACCCGGAGAUGCUGCAGCUGCACCUGCGGGCGAAGCACCACUACUGCGACGCGUGCGACGCGGCGUUUUCCGCCGCCGCGGGCCUGCGCGGCCACAACUUGUCGCGCCACGGGUACCUGCGCUGCGACGCGUGCCCCGAGCCGCUGCUGUUCCCCGACGCCGCGGCGCUGGCGGCGCACGCGAAGGCGCGGCACCCGCGCUGCGAGCGCUGCGAUGAGGGCUUCGGCUCGGCGGAGGAGUACGGGGCGCAUGUGAGGGGCAGCGCGGUGCACCAUUGCUGUGAGGUGUGCGGGUAUGACUGUGUUGAUGGGCCGGAGUUGGCGUCGCACAUGGUGCUGCAUCAUCAUUAUUGCCAUCGGUGCGAUGUGUUUUUGAAGACGAGGGAGGAGCUGAGGGUGCAUAAGGCGGAGUGCGCGACGGAGGUUGGAGGACCGGCUAGUGAGGUGGGAGGUGAUGAGAAGAAUGUGGAUGAUGCGAAUGUUGCGAAUGAUGGGGGGGACGGAGACGGAGCUGUAACGCGCCCUUAUUCGGAUAGCAGCCAUGAGGGUCAUGGCGAGGGCGAUGGUGAUAGUAUGCAGUUGGCGAAGACCAAGCCCAAGCCCGCCGCGCUCACCCUCAACCCCAAACCCAAACCCAAGUCCAAGUGCCCCGGGUGCCCAGCAACCUUCGACACCCCCCUCGCCAUGGCCACCCACAGCGAGUCCUCCCCCCAGUGCUGCGCGGCUCUAUACGCACACCUGCGCACCCAAGACGCGCCCCACCGCGCCUUUACCACCACCACGACCUCUACCUCUACCACCACCUCCACCACUGCUGCUGCUGCCUUUACCAAAACCCCCACAACCCUCGCCAUCGCGGCCCCCGAGUCCCUCGACCGCUUCCGCAGCAACUGGUCCGGCCUCUACGACUGCUGGCCGUGCAAGCUGCAGUUCGCGGAGCGCGAGGAGUUCGCGGCGCACCUGGAGAGCGCCGCGCACCAGCCGAUGCGGUUCAGGUGCCCCCGGGAAGAGUGCGGGGAGGGGUUUGCGAGGUUCGGUGGGUUGUUGGGGCAUUUGGGGAAGGGGGAGGAGUGUGAGAGUUGGGUUGGGGAGGAGGUGGAGGUUUUGAGGGGGUUUUUGGAGUGA
Messenger RNA from Hypoxylon fragiforme, 2241 nucleotides. RefSeq lists its product as uncharacterized. The record is from RefSeq and is a predicted model, not a curated record. The transcript has 3 exons. Bases 1 to 2241 code for a protein of 746 amino acids. Lineage: Eukaryota; Fungi; Ascomycota; Sordariomycetes; Xylariales; Hypoxylaceae.